Molecule: messenger RNA, 1379 nt
Organism: Nicotiana tabacum (common tobacco)
Lineage: Eukaryota; Viridiplantae; Streptophyta; Magnoliopsida; Solanales; Solanaceae
Product: F-box protein SKIP27
Source: RefSeq, a predicted model, not a curated record
AAAAAAAAGUAUUUCUUAGAAGCAAAGAAAUCCAUUUGGGAAGGAAAAGUAAAAAGAAAAUAAUUUAAAAAAAACUCUCUGUAUAUAAGGAAAAAACUUGACUCAUUUCCAGCAAGUUGAAGAGAAGUUUCAGUUGGCCAGUGAUUCUUGUUUCCUUGUUUAGAAACAACGGUUUACUUCAAUUAUCAAAAUUUAUUACUUCUGCCUUCAAUUUAGGGUUCUACUUCAAGUUCGGGUUUUUCUGGUGAAGAGGAAGAAGAAAAUGGCGUUGUUGAACAAUUGUGAAAAUUUGGGGUUAGGCAUUGUGAGAAGUACCUCGUUUGGGCGAAAACGAGUCACUUUAUCGAAUACAGUAGACGUUGAUUUCAUCUCAACAACGCCUACAAAGAGAUUCUGCAGUCGGAACUCAUUUUCUACAAAUGAGAAAUCUGGUCUUGAAUCCUUGCCUAAAGAUAUCUUGAUAAGGAUAGUGUGUGGAGUUGAUCAUGAUGAUUUGAAGAGUCUAUUUCAUGUAUCAACGGCAAUUAGAGAAGUGACUCUGAUUGCGAAAAAAAUGCAUUUUGAGUUUAGUACACCGAGAAAGACUCUUCCUUUUCGGAAUGCUUUUGAUAUGGAGGAUUCGGGCAAUUCCGAUGAGGUAGAACCACCAAAUGCUCCAAAGCUGCCGAAGAUUGCAAGGUCUCGAUUGAGUAGGAAGAAGUUGGCUGAGAUCUCUGUAGCCUUGUUUGCCUCAGAUGCCGAAGAAAAUUGGCCAUAGAGAGAGUUAUUUGUACAAUUGGAAACUGAGGUAUAGAACCAGAAACAGAUUAUGUAUAGGUAUUAUUGUGGUAGAAACUCAAAAAAGGAAAUCUGAGUCACGACGAAGGGUUUGAUCUGAUAUCUCAUUGGAAGAAAGGAUCCGGGAGAUGUACUUGAAGAUCACUUGCCCAGUUCUGGAAGGACAAGACUGGAGAAUUGUCACCGGAUUUGAGCUUCCGUCAGUAUGCUGUUUCAUCGUUAGACGGAGCUCUCUUUUUAUCAUCUCGUGCUAGAUGCAACAUUCUUUUUCCUGCUUGCGAACCACAGGAGCGCCUAGUGCACAGAGGAAGUCCAACUGAAGAGGAGCUUAGAUUGCGCGCAUACUAUAAUGGUUGAAAAGAGAUCAACGAAUGGACCAAGCACGAGAGCGACACGAACCAGGUUUACAUGUCACAACAAAUUUUUACAAGCCAUUGUUCUUCAACUCUAUCAUUGAAGAUGGGCUUGAUUGUUUGUGUUGAUAGUUAGUUUUAGGGAUUCUAUUUGAAGGGGCUGCUCUGGCGCUUCUGAUUUCAUAAAAAAUUCAGUUGUACAUAUGGAAUUAACUGCAUAUGGAAUCACACGCGUUCGUUUGGCACUAA